This is a messenger RNA of Mollisia scopiformis, 567 nucleotides long. RefSeq lists its product as uncharacterized. NCBI's taxonomy places the organism in Eukaryota, Fungi, Ascomycota, Leotiomycetes, Helotiales, Mollisiaceae. The transcript has 2 exons. The record is from RefSeq and is a predicted model, not a curated record. Bases 1 to 567 code for a protein of 188 amino acids.
AUGUCUCAUCCCGAAGAUCCCACUUCCUCGCCAACGCGGAGGCGAGCCGUGGAAGAUUAUUACUGCGACCACGAUGCCAACUAUCCUUGUCCACCGCCGCCAUACGCGCCAGGUGCUGAAGCUGUAACAAAGACACCAGGUGUAGAUGCAUCUCACCCCGCGAAAACACCACCGCUGCAAAUCCGUAACAUAGUGCCCGACACAAGAUCACAGACACAAUUUUCCCUACAGACCGACUCUCCACCACAAUAUCAGUCUCGCCCUCCGCCUCCAUACGGAAUUGUCACCAACAGCCAACGCACCUUAGUCGAAGGAAUGUGCAGGAACAAAGAAGUCUUGAAGCUUAAGAAGCAACAAGCGAAGCAAGCCAGGGAAGUGAGAAUGGAAACCCAAGCUCAAAGCGCUCAAAUCGAGGCAAUGCGCAAGAACAGGGCAGGAACAGAAACCUGGAAGCUUAGAGAGGCAAUAGAGUGGGAAGACGAGAAACGGAGAAUAGAUGCUGAAGCUCGAAGAGCAAGUGUCGAAGCAGCACGACAAGAACGUAGGCGAGGGGACAGAAUCCAGUAG